This is a messenger RNA of Notothenia coriiceps (black rockcod), 758 nucleotides long. Its product is annotated as sodium-dependent phosphate transport protein 2B-like. Lineage: Eukaryota; Metazoa; Chordata; Actinopteri; Perciformes; Nototheniidae. The annotation marks the transcript as partial. Gene Ontology annotation, molecular function: sodium:phosphate symporter activity. The transcript is spliced from 2 exons. Gene Ontology annotation, cellular component: apical plasma membrane; vesicle; brush border. The record is from RefSeq and is a predicted model, not a curated record. Gene Ontology annotation, biological process: sodium-dependent phosphate transport; intracellular phosphate ion homeostasis.
CCAGGUAUCGGGGUGAUCAGCCUGGAGCGAGCCUACCCUCUGACUCUGGGCUCUAAUAUUGGAACGACCACCACGGCUAUCCUGGCUGCGAUGGCCAGCCCCGGAGAAACGCUCAACAACUCUCUGCAGAUCGCUCUGUGCCACUUCUUCUUCAACAUCAUGGGGAUCAUGCUCUGGUACCCGAUCCCCUUCACGCGUAUUCCCAUCCGUCUGGCCCGCGGCCUGGGGAACCACACGGCUCAGUACCGCUGGUUCGCUGCUGUCUACCUCGUCAUCUGCUUCCUGGUGCUUCCUCUGAGCAUCUUCGGCCUCUCUAUGGCGGGAUGGCAGGUCCUGGUGGGCGUCGGCGUGCCCAUCGUGGCGCUGGUGAUCUUCGUAAUCGUCGUAAACGUGAUGCAGUCGCAAUGUGAACGUUUCCUGCCUCGGAUACUGCGGAGCUGGGAGUUCCUUCCUCGUCCGCUUCACUCCAUGGAGCCGUGGGACGCCGUGGUGCAGUCCAUGUUCGGGUUCUGCGGGCGGAGAUGCUGCUGCUGCUGCAAAUGCUGCCGGACGGAGGAGGAGGAUGAGGAGAAGAUGAAGAGGAGGAACAGCAAGAAGAGUUUGGAGAUGUACGACAAUCACGGCAUGUCGAGAGACGAAGACACGGUGGAGACGGUGAAAGCAACGAAUCUCUAAAACCAGAUCUCUGACGUCCGGCUGAGAGAUGCUUCAGAAUCUCUAAAACCAGAGUUCACCACUUAUUUUUAUAUUGUUUGUUG